Molecule: messenger RNA, 1329 nt
Organism: Boeremia exigua
Lineage: Eukaryota; Fungi; Ascomycota; Dothideomycetes; Pleosporales; Didymellaceae
Product: PLC-like phosphodiesterase
Exons: 2
Coding region: 1-1329 (442 amino acids)
Biological process (GO): lipid metabolic process
Molecular function (GO): phosphoric diester hydrolase activity
Source: RefSeq, a predicted model, not a curated record
AUGAGAGGCACAACACUAUCCUUCCUCUGGCUUGCAGGCUUCGCUGCUGGCCAAAGUAGUUCAUCCUCAGCAUCGCCGUCCGUCAUCACCCUGACUGGCACUCAAAGGCAGCUGUCUGGUGGCGAGUUCGGUGGAUCGGUCACGGUACCUUCAGACUUCGAGGGCAGCACGUUCGCGACCUUGACCAGUGCGCCAUCCGGAAGCACAGCGUCCGCCAAUGCUACCGUUUCAGCAUCCUCGGGCGAGUCUAUCAUUAACAUCGGCGGAGGCAACAGGACCAGGACACCAACAGGAUCGGCCACAGGCUCAGCAGCCCUGCCUCAGAACACACAACCAUGCAACAACUAUGUCGAGUUUUGCAAUCGCAAAUACUCCAAUAUCACAGAGGUCGCUGCUCACAACUCACCAUUCACUAAGGAGCGCAACAUAGCCCGUAACCAGGACUAUGGCGUUACUCAGCAGUUGAACGAUGGCAUCCGUAUGCUUCAGGGUCAGGCGCACAUGGUCAACGGCACACUCUACUACUGCCACACCUCUUGCGAUCUUCUCAACGCCGGCACGGUCGAGGAUUACCUGAAGGAGGUAGUGGCGUGGGUCGAAGCACAUCCGUUUGAUGUUGUUACAAUUAUCUUCGGCAACUACGACUACGAGCAAAAGGACGGGAACGGCAAUCCUCUGGUUACAUCUUCCAACUUCGACGAACCCAUCAGGUCUUCUGGACUGUAUCAGUAUAUUUAUCAGCCGCCGAAAACUGCCAUGGAACUCGCAGACUGGCCCACUCUCGGAGAAAUGCUGCUGCAGCAGAAGCGCGUUGUGACCUUCAUCGACUACAACUUUGACACGGACGCCGUUCCUUAUCUAUUGUGGGAGUUCUACAACAUGUGGGAGACACCAUACUCUCCGACAGACUUCAAUUUCCCUUGCACGAUUGGACGACCCGAGGGUGUUAGUGAUGAAAAGGCAAGGGACAUGCUGUACAUGGCCAACCACAACCUGAACGUGGAGAUUGCAAUUGCCGGUUUGAGCUUAUUGGUGCCCAAUGUUGCUGCGACAAACACGACGAACGGGCUUGAGGGUCAAGGCAGUCUUGGACUGAUGGCCAACCAAUGUACAUCUGAUUGGGGCCGCGCACCGAACUUCCUCCUCGUCGACUUCUACAAUCAAGGACCAGUCAAUGGCUCCGUCUUCGAGGUCGCUGCUCUCGCAAACAACGUUACUUACGACCGUCAAUGUUGUGGUAGGGCCACGUCUCUCGCGACCGCACUUCUGACGCCAUCCGCGACAUACUUUGCGUUUGUCGUUGCCGUCAUCGGUGUUUUGGCAAUAUAG